Molecule: messenger RNA, 1677 nt
Organism: Cheilinus undulatus (humphead wrasse)
Lineage: Eukaryota; Metazoa; Chordata; Actinopteri; Labriformes; Labridae
Product: CMRF35-like molecule 3
Exons: 5
Coding region: 38-655 (205 amino acids)
Source: RefSeq, a predicted model, not a curated record
GAAAUUGACUUUGUACAUACAUCAAUCUCUUUCCAUCAUGAGGACCUCAAGGAUAUCACUUGGCUUCUUCAAUGCCCCAGCCCUUUGUCUCCUCUGGCUAACUAAACAUGCAGAGGUUUCAGCCCAGCUGUCAGCUCCAGGAGUGGUAACAGGAGUGUACGGAGGAUCUGUGAAUGUCUCCUGUCAGUACGACCUGAAGUUCAGAGAAUACACGAAGUACUGGUGCAAAGGACAGGUGUAUGAGUUUUGUGAAAUCGUGGUGAAAACACCAAGGAGCAGACCCAACGCAAGAAGCUUUAUUGUAGACGAUAAGGAGGCUGGAGUCUUUACUGUGACGAUGACCUCUCUGAAUAAAAGUGAUGGGGGCAUGUACUGGUGUGUCAUCGCAAGAAAAGGAAAGAACAAUUACGCUGGUGUCCAGCUCCGGCUGUCCAAAGCAGUUUUCUUUCCAACAGUAAUAACAACAACUACUAUCACCACCCCACUGCCUACACAUGAAGAAAAUAGCUCGUGGGUGACUCUACGUUGGAUCCUUUUUAUCCUGAUGUUGUGUUGUGUCGUAGCAACACAUAUCAUUACAUGGAGGAUAAAAACUACAAGGAGAGCACAGCCACACCAACAGUUACAAAAUCAAAACUCAAACAUCUAUGAGUGAGCUUGGCAUCCUUUUAAAAGUGAUCAUACCAGGGCUAAAAAGUUUUCUUUCCUUGGAACUACAUCAGUUAGAGGAACUCAACUUAUAAAAGUUAAAUUAUUGAAAAGUUGCCUUAAGUUUGACUCUUUUCUAAGCUUUAAAAUAUUUAAUCUUCAUUAAUUUCAGUGCCAGGGUCCAAGUAAACUUUGCACCCAUCAUUUUAGUAUGCAGUCCGAAUAAAAGGCCUUGGCUUUUGUUUGAAUUAUUUGGAGAUGUCACCGUAUCAACCGUCAGACAUUUUUCUUUUUUUCUUAACCAGCUUUUACUGAAGCUUUCACAAAACCCUUAGUGUUAGCCCAGCUCUUGUGGAGGCUGCUUUUAAGGCAAUAAAGUCACUGAUAAAUGGAGGUGCUGAAUGGUAGUGAUGAUUUCUUAACUUUUUGUUAAACAACAGGGGAAGUUGAGUUUCCUCACAUUUACACAGAAAACACACCUUUUGUCAUAAAACACAAGAUACCUGCAGAUGAGGCGAUGUUUUUCUAAAUUCAUGCAAAGUGGUGAAACCAGUUUUAUCAAAGCUGUAUUCAAACCUUGCAGGAAGUUUUAUACAAUUUUAAAGAGGCGGCGUUGAUUUAUGAUUCUUGUCAAGCAAAUGUUAUUAUCGGACUGAUUUUAUCUGCAAGAACUUACACAGCUGUGUCUGCUGGCCUUGGCUUUCAGAGAACAGCAUUUAUGAACACUGUUUUAUCAAAUACUGUGCAAUUUAAUGCAAUAACCAUGCUGUUAAUGUUUGUCAGAGAUGGGUGUUUAGUUUGUGGCUAGUUUGGAUUGGAUUAUAGGUUGUUUAACCAACUCAUAACUCUGACAACAUCUAUCCCUCUAGGGACAAUGGUUUUGGAGCAGCUUGUACAAAGACACAAAUAAAACAGUGACAUUACAACUGAUUGUAUAUCAAGAGCUGCAAUAUGAAAUAUAAUCUCAAAAGAUGUUUUGAUAUUAUUAUACUUAUAUUGUAUCUUUAAUGUAUGUACACAUUUCAAUCA